Penicillium brevicompactum is the source of this 1191-nucleotide messenger RNA. Its product is annotated as DUF3431 domain-containing protein. The transcript has 3 exons. The record is from RefSeq and is a predicted model, not a curated record. Lineage: Eukaryota; Fungi; Ascomycota; Eurotiomycetes; Eurotiales; Aspergillaceae. The annotation marks the transcript as partial.
AUGAGGACUACAUUACGAGCCGCGAUAGCCCUCGCGCUAGUUGCGACAGUGCUGCUGGUGAAGAUUCAUCUGGAUUCGCUUUCGCAAUGGCAAGAUAGUGGUGAUCGCAGGACUUCCGCUCGCGAUUCGUAUGUCCUGGAAGAUGGCGACGCAUACAUCGAGCUGGUCUCGGCGGAACCGACUACUACGACAAAGAACCCGACCCGGAGGAAAUGGAUUCCCACAGCUCGACCGACGCCCCGUCCAAUGUCCGCCAGUGCGCAAACGAAGCGCAUUCCCGUUGAUGUCCCCGACGCCGAAUGGUCGUGGGGAGACCCGUGGUACGACAAACUAUCCAAUUCGCAAAAGCUGCAUGCGCAACAGCUCGGGCCCAUACAACAGCUCAAACAAGGCAACGAACAUAAGAAUCCGCCUUCGUCAAGCGCGCCGCCCCGUCCAAAGAUCACUCCGAAAUCGGAUCGCACAAUCAUCUUGGGCAAAAUGUCUUACGAAGACACCAAUUGGCUUGAGGAUGAGCUGCCUGAGUGGCAGCAUGCAGUAUACACAGUCGAUGACCCGGACGCACUACUCACAGUCGGACAAAACAAGGGCAAAGAAAGCAACAUCUACCUCCAGUACAUUUUGGACAACUACUACAAGCUACCUGAGUACAUGGUAUUCCUGCACGCGCACCAAUACAGCACACACGUCGAAUUCUGGGAACAGGACAACGUCCUAACCGUCCAAAGACUACAACUCGACUACCUCCGCAAAACAGGCUAUCUGAAUCUCCGCUGCGACUGGAGUCCCGGCUGUCCAGAUGAAGUCCAACCAUUCCGACAAAUGGCAGGACGCACAACCGAGCUUGCCUUUGCAGGUGCUUGGAUCCGCAUUUUCAACAACACUGAUAUUCCCGAGAUGGUUGCGACACCGUGCUGUGCCCAAUUCGCCGUGACUAAGGAGCAAGUCCUCAAGCGUCCGCGCAGUGACUAUGAGUCGUAUCAUCAUUGGCUGAUGACGACUGAGUUGGACGACGAGACGAGUGGUCGUGUCUUCGAAUACCUGUGGCAUAUCAUUUUCGGGCAGGAUCCCGUGUUUUGCCCUGCUAAGGCCACUUGCUAUCGCAAUGUAUACGACAUGGACUACGAGGAGCCACCAGAGGAUCUGUGGGAUGAUGACUUCUGGGGCAAUUGGGUCGAUUUGCCUAAUGAU